Molecule: messenger RNA, 1682 nt
Organism: Cryptomeria japonica (Japanese cedar)
Lineage: Eukaryota; Viridiplantae; Streptophyta; Pinopsida; Cupressales; Cupressaceae
Product: ranBP2-type zinc finger protein At1g67325
Exons: 10
Coding region: 190-1068 (292 amino acids)
Source: RefSeq, a predicted model, not a curated record
UAACCCAGAGUGUCUACGUCGUACCUCGAAACUGACAUGUAAAACAUAUUUAGGCAUGAGAAAACCCUAAUCGAAACCCUAGCAAACACAAAUUUAUUUCGUAGCAGAGCUCUGGUUUUCCCAAUCUUAGACAGCGUCAAGCAAAGUAACUGUAAUCAGGUUUCUUUACUUUCCUCUUCGGCUGCGAAAAUGGUUCAGGGAGACAGCAGGAACUUUUCUGGACCAAAGCGUCCUCGAACGGACGGUCCUCGAAAUGAAGGCGAUUGGACAUGCCCCAGUUGCGGCAAUGUCAAUUUUGCAUUUAGAACAACUUGCAACAUGAGGAACUGCUCUACAUCUAAGCCAAAUGACCAUUCACUAAAACCUAUGGGAGCUCCUCAUCCAACACCUUAUGGACAGGCCCAACCCUCCCUGUAUAUGGGACCUCCUGCUGGUGGUGCACCUAUGUAUCUUGGUGGUCAAGGAUUGCCAUCUGCAUAUGGUUCAUCUCUUUCCUUUGGGGCAGCAUCAACCUUACAUUAUGACUUGCCAUUUUCAGGAGCCUCUGGAUUGCAUUAUGAUUAUGGUUCACAUGUUAAUCCAAGUGGGCCAUAUGGACCUCUUCAUAUGCCCACGUCAUAUGGUCACGGUGCUGUUAUUGGUCCAGGCCCAGGUUAUGGUGCCGCACCUCUUCUGGAUGGAUAUGGCAUGGGAAUGCCUCUUGGCCGUGGUGCUCUGGGUCUCAGGCCUGGAGCUGUACCUGAUGAAAACGGUUCCCGUAAGCGAAGAGGGGAUGGGUUAUCUGAUGGUGAUUGGGUCUGCCCCAAAUGUGGCAAUACUAAUUUUGCAUUUCGUACGAUAUGUAACAUGAGGAAGUGUAGUACACCGAAGCCAACUGAGCAUACCGCUAAAUCUUCUAGUGGAGCAGCCAAAAAUUCAUCUAAGGCACCUCCAGAAGGCAGCUGGACCUGUGAGAAGUGUGGUAACGUUAAUUAUCCUUUCCGAACUAAGUGUAACAGGGCAAACUGUGGUGCAGAAAAGCCAUCAGAUAAGAAUGAUUCUCCUAAAUCGGAUGAUGAUGAUCAGUGAGUGCUUUUUGCACUUUGGGUCCGGAGGUCCAGAGUUGUCAACAUUGCUCACAUAUGGGUCUCAAGUCAGUUAAUUGUCCUGUUGCGGCUGUGUCGUCACUACUAUCCUUAACCACCUUUGUUAAGUUAUUUGAAGUUAAUAGCAGCAGCCAGUCAGUUUCUUGAUAUAGCAACUAUGGAGUGGAUUCUGGUCCUUGCCGGGCUUUGGUACUGUCAGAUGUCAAACACUUUGAGUUGUAGCAUCUGCUGGUUCUUUUGAGGUUGCAGGUUGUUAUGCAUGAAGGCCUGUGAUGGUAUUCUUUAGAAGAGUUUACAUAGCUUUAAGUUUGUUGACUAGUUAAGAACUUUCAUGUUUUCAGUAGAUAGUAGUUAUGGAAAAUGUUUAAAGUACUCGUUUUCUCUGUACUAGCCGGACAGCUUCAAAGUAUGGUUACAGAAACUUUUAUUCAUUCUCUUUCUAGGAUGGUAUGGUAAGCUGUUUGUUAAGUGGUCCACAUGUCUCUUUUAGUAAAUCUUUUUGGGGCAGUUUGGUUCUUUGUUUGAUGCCUAAUGCAUCUUAUUAUUAAGAACAAUACAAUCUCUUAAAAUGCAUUGCAUUAAGGAGAUUUAUGUUUA